UCAAGGGGCGCAAGCGCCGGCGGCCCUGCCGCGCGGUGGCUGCCGGGUGCUGCACGCCUUCCCUUUUCUCGCCUCUCCCUUUUACCCCCGCUCCCAUCCCCGCCCCCACGGCAGCUCCGCUCCUUGGCGUGACUCGGCAUUGAGAGCCCCGGGAGAAGACGCCGCGGUUGCUACCUCCUCUGACCAGGCCUCGGCCUUCCUGAGCCUCCCUCCUUCCUCUCCCGGGUCUUUUUCAGUUUUGAAGCCGGUGGCUUCGCGGCCGCCCUGCCGGACUUCUGAGAAUGGUGGGUGUGAAGCCGGUCGGGAGUGACCCGGAUUUCCAGCCGGAGCUGAGCGGCGCGGGCUCCAGACUCGCCGUGGUCAAGUUCACCAUGCGAGGGUGUGGACCGUGUUUAAGGAUUGCCCCAGCAUUCAGUUCUAUGAGUAAUAAGUAUCCACAAGCAGUAUUCUUGGAAGUAGAUGUACAUCAGUGUCAGGGAACAGCUGCCACCAACAAUAUAUCAGCAACACCUACAUUUCUGUUUUUUCGAAACAAAGUGAGAAUUGAUCAAUAUCAAGGAGCAGAUGCUGUGGGACUAGAGGAAAAAAUCAAGCAGCACUUAGAAAACGACCCUGGAAGCAACGAGGACACAGAUAUUCCAAAAGGCUAUAUGGAUUUAAUGCCUUUUAUUAACAAAGCUGGCUGUGAAUGUCUUAAUGAAAGUGACGAGCAUGGAUUUGACAACUGUUUACGAAAAGACAUGACCUUCUUGGAAUCUGAUUGUGAUGAACAGCUACUUAUUACCGUGGCAUUCAAUCAGCCUGUUAAGCUUUAUUCAAUGAAAUUUCAAGGGCCGGAUAAUGGUCAGGGUCCUAAGUAUGUAAAAAUUUUUAUCAAUCUACCCCGGUCUAUGGAUUUUGAAGAGGCAGAAAGAAGUGAGCCAACUCAAGCUCUGGAACUAACAGAGGAUGAUAUUAAAGAAGAUGGUAUUGUCCCACUUCGUUAUGUAAAGUUUCAGAAUGUUAACAGUGUAACUAUAUUUGUUCAGUCCAAUCAAGGUGAAGAAGAAACAACAAGAAUUUCAUAUUUUACUUUUAUUGGGACUCCAGUCCAGGCAACAAAUAUGAAUGACUUCAAACGAUUGGCAAAAAAGGAGAAAGCCACUAAGGUACAAAAGACACUGGAAGACCAUAUUGCAAUCAGAUCUACAGCUCCUGGAUAAUUGCUUGAUUCUCACCAGAGACUUUCAAUAUUUCAUUCAUUGCCAUUACCAAUAAAUCAUUGCUUUUGUUCAGAUGGUAUCACUAGUGUUUCUCUUGUAAUCUUAAUACAUGCAGUUGUAAAUAAAAGUAACUACUUUUGCCAAGCUUAAUUUUUGUUGUUCUAAGUAUUUUCCCUUUCCAUUUGUUUGAAAAUUGACCAUCUUCUGAUUUUAGCAGAGACAUAAGUGUCUGGUAGGUAGCAUGCUGAUCAAAAGCCAGUUUCUCUCUCAGAGGAGCGGAACUGUUGUAGGGAAUUAAGGAGUGCGUGUGCGUGCGCUCACGUGCACACACACAGCAAGUGAUUCUCAUAAGUGGACUUGGAACAGCUAACCAUGUUCCAGUGAGUGAGUAACUCACAUGUUUGUUAAACAGCAUUUGGGUAUCUGGGCUAUAGAAAUUACUCAAAUUAUAAACUACCAGAAUUAAAUAAGUUUAAUGAGAUUUAACUGUUCUUACCUAAAACUAUUAGUUAAUGGGACCACAGAUUUUAAACCCUAUUGGAUAAACUUCUAAAAUUUGAGUUAUUUUCUUUACUAGUAGAGGUAUGUUGAAAUCUGACAGUAGGGAAUAAUACAGUACUAUGAAUUCAUGAAGCAACAGGAAUUGAUCUCUUUUAAUCAAGUAUUUAAUAUUUUAACUACCAAAAGAUACAGUGUAAAUAUACAGAGAACAUGGGUUAAGGUUGAAAAUGAAUUAGCCACAUAUAUAUGUUUAAAAGGUCUUUCACAA
Eubalaena glacialis (North Atlantic right whale) is the source of this 1971-nucleotide messenger RNA. RefSeq names its product thioredoxin like 1 (gene TXNL1). The transcript is spliced from 8 exons. The record is from RefSeq and is a predicted model, not a curated record. Bases 282 to 1202 code for a protein of 306 amino acids. NCBI's taxonomy places the organism in Eukaryota, Metazoa, Chordata, Mammalia, Artiodactyla, Balaenidae.